AUGAAGAUCGAAGGAAGAACAUUCAUUGUAUCCGGCGGGCAAGUAGUUUCAUCCCUCUCAAACACGAACUCGUCUGCAUCUGGUCUCGGCCGAGCAUGUGUUGAAGACAUAUGUCGCCGAGGAGGCUACGCCGCAAUUUUCGACUUGAAUGAAGAGCUUGCUGGCGAAUUAGUGCGGGAAAUUGGUGGAGGAAAAGCAAAGUUCUUUGAAGCGAAUGUCAUUGAGUCGGAUAGUAUUGCUGGGGCUGUUAAGGGAGCUUUGGCCUGGGUCAAAGAGACCGGGAUGGAGGUUGGUGGGAUUAUUGCUGCCGCGGGGGUUGCUACACCGGCUAAGGAGUCUAAAAACGUGAUGAAUUUCUGGGGAGAUGGUGAGGCGUGA
This is a messenger RNA of Lachnellula hyalina, 378 nucleotides long. RefSeq lists its product as uncharacterized. NCBI's taxonomy places the organism in Eukaryota, Fungi, Ascomycota, Leotiomycetes, Helotiales, Lachnaceae. The coding region runs from base 1 to 378 and encodes 125 amino acids. The record is from RefSeq and is a predicted model, not a curated record. The transcript is spliced from 3 exons.